CAAGGCUCCUCCCAGCGGCGCCAAUUACUGCGCUUUGGGGUCCUGCGGUGUCAAACCCGAGAACAAAUACAACAUGCUAUCCUCAGGACCGGGGAAUAAACAGAAGAGGGCACCGAGGGCAGCGUGCUGGGUUUCAGAGAAGGCUACGAAAACUGAUUCAUCAUGCGAAAUCUGAAGUUGCUUCGGACUCUGGAGUUGAGGGACAUUUAUGCACCAGGGAAACUUCAGUGCUUCUCUCUCCGAACUCAACAGGGGACAGUGCUCAUUGGCUCAGAACAUGGAAUACUAGAAGUAGAUAUUGCCGCAAGAGAAGUGAAAAAUGAAAUUUCUUUGGUGGCAAAAGGCUUUCUGCCAGAGGAUGGCAGCGGCUGCAUUGUCGGGAUUCAGGACCUGCUGGAUCAGGAGUCUGUGUGUGCAGCCACAGCCUCUGGAGAUGUCAUUCUCUGCAAUCUCAGCACACACCAGCUGGAAUGUGUUGGAUGUGUGGCCAAUGGUAUCUGCAUCAUGAGCUGGAGUCCUGACCAGGAGCUGGUGCUUCUUGCCACAGGUCGGCAGACCCUCAUUAUGAUGACAAGAGAUUUUGAGCCAAUCAUGGAGCAGCAGAUCCACCAGGGUGAUUUUGGUGAAAGCAAGUUCAUCACCAUUGGAUGGGGCAAGAAGGAGACACAGUUCCAUGGCUCGGAAGGCAGGCAAGCAGCCUUUCAGGUGCACAUGCCUGAAGCUGCUUUGCCCUGGGAUGACCAUAAGCCACGAAUUAGCUGGCGUGGAGAUGGACAGUUUUUUGCUGUGAGUGUUGUUUGCCCAGAAACAGGGGCUCGGAAGAUCAGAGUGUGGAACCGAGAGUUUGCAUUGCAGUCAACCAGUGAGCCUGUGGCGGGGCUGGGGCCCUCCCUGGCUUGGAAACCCUCAGGCAGUUUGAUUGCCUCCACCCAAGAUAAACCCAACCAGCAGGAUGUUGUGUUUUUUGAGAAAAAUGGACUGCUUCAUGGACACUUUACACUUCCUUUCCUCAAAGAUGAGGUGAAGGUGAAUGACUUGCUGUGGAAUGCAGACUCCUCUGUACUUGCUGUUUGGCUAGAAGACCUUCAGGAGGAGGACAGUUCCACUCUGAAAAGCUAUGUUCAGCUUUGGACCAUGGGAAACUAUCAUUGGUAUCUGAAACAAUGUCUGCCCUUCAGUUCCAGUGGAAAGAGCCAGAUUGUAUCUCUGCUGUGGGACCCAGUGAUGCCAUACCGGCUUCAUGUUCUCUGUCAGGGCUGGCAUUACUUGUGCUAUGACUGGGACUGGACCACUGACCGAAGCUCAGGAGAUAAUUGCAGUGACUUGGCAAACGUGGCUGUUAUUGAUGGAAACAGGCUGUUGGUGACAGUCUUCCGUCAGACUGUGAUCCCACCUCCCAUGUGUACCUACCGACUGCUCUUCCCACACCCGGUGAAUCAAGUCAUGUUCUUUGCACAACCAGAAAAGUGUAAUGACCUUGCUGUCCUAGAUGCCAGUAACCAGAUUUCUGUCUACAAGUGUGGUGAUAAUUCAAGUGUGGAUCCCACAGUGAAACUGGGAGCUGUGGGUGGAAAUGGAUUCAAAGUUCCCCUUAGAAUACCUCAUCUGCAGAAGAGAUACAAGUAUGUUCCUAAAAUUCCAUUUGACAAUAGUGAAGAUCAAGAAGUAAACCCACUGAAGUUCAGCCUUUUUACCUGGAUCGAAGAAGACAUUUUCCUGGCCAUAAGCCACAGCCAAUCUAGCCCACAGUCUGUCAUUUAUCAAUUGACUGUGGCCUCUUGUGAGAUCGAUGAGGAACAAGGACAACUCAGUGUCAGUUCAUCUGUGACAGUAGAUGGAGUCAUCAUUAACUCAUGUUGUAGCCCCAAGUCCAAAUCAUUGGCAUUACAGCUGGCUGAUGGCCAGAUACUUAAGUACCUUUGGGAGUCACCUCUGGCUGUUAAACCGUGGAAGAACCCUGAUGGAUUUCCUGUUCGAUUUCCUUACCUGUGCACACAGAUCGAAGUGGCCGUAAUUGGAGGAGAGGAAUGUGUCCUUGGUCUCACUGACAGAUGUCGCUUUUUCAUUAAUGACACUGAGGUUGCAUCAAAUAUCACUUCAUUUGCAGUAUAUGAUGAUUUUUUAUUGUUGACAACCCAUUCCCAUACCUGCCAGUGUUUUUCCUUGAAGGAUGCUUCAUUGAAAACAUUACAGGCGGGUCUGUGCAGCAGUCAGGUGGCUCAUGGAGAGGUUCUGCGGAAGGUUGAAAGGGGUUCACGGAUUGUUACAGUUGUGCCUCAGGAUGCCAAACUUAUAUUACAGAUGCCAAGGGGAAACUUGGAAGUUGUUCAUCAUCGAGCCUUGGUGUUAGCUCAGAUUCGCAAAUGGUUGGAUAAACUUAUGUUUAAGGAAGCAUUUGAAUGCAUGAGAAAACUGAGAAUUAAUCUCAACCUGAUUCAUGAUCAUAACCCUAAGGUGUUUCUUGAAAAUGUGGAAACCUUCAUAAAACAGAUAGAUUCUGUAAAUCACAUUAAUUUGUUUUUCACAGAACUGAAGGAAGAAGAUGUCACAAAGACCAUGUACCCUCCACCAGGUACUAACUGUGUCCAGCUUUCCAAGGAUUCUGAUGGGAAGAAACUUGACCUUAUAUGUGAUGCAAUGAGAGCCGCCAUGGAGAAGAUCAAUCCUCACAAGUACUGUCUGUCAAUACUCACAUCACACGUGAAGAAAACAACUCCAGAACUGGAAGUUGUGCUGCAGAAGGUACACGAACUUCAAGGAAAUGUUCCAUCUGCUCCCGAGGCUGUGACUGCAGAGGAGGCCUUGAAAUACCUGCUACUUUUGGUGGAUGUUAAUGAAUUAUAUGAUCAUUCUCUUGGGACCUAUGACUUUGAUUUAGUACUCAUGGUAGCUGAGAAGUCACAGAAGGAUCCCAAGGAAUAUCUUCCAUUUCUUAAUACACUUAAGAAAAUGGAAACUAAUUACCAGAAGUUCACUAUAGAUAAACACUUAAAACGAUAUGAAAAGGCCAUUGGCCAUCUCAGUAAAUGUGGACCUGAGUACUUCCCAGAAUGCUUAAAUUUGAUAAAAGAUAAAGGCUUAUAUAAGGAAGCUCUGAAGUUAUUUCUGCCAGGUUCACAGCAGUACCAGGCUGUCAGCAUUGCUUAUGGGGAGCACCUGAUGCAGGAGCACCUGCAUGAGGCAGCAGGGCUCGUGUUUGCCCGCUGUGGUGCCCACGAGAAGGCUCUGUCAGCUUUUCUGGCUUGUGGUAGCUGGCAGCAAGCCCUCUGUGUGGCUGCCCAGCUUUGUUUGACCAAAGACCAGCUGGCUGGCCUCGGUAGAACUCUGGCAGGAAAGCUGGUUGAGCAAAGGAAACACAGUGAAGCAGCCAUAGUUCUGGAACAGUAUGCCCAGGAUUAUGAAGAAGCCGUGCUCCUGCUGUUAGAAGGAGCUGCCUGGGAUGAAGCUCUGAGGCUGGUAUACAAAUAUAACAGAAUGGAUAUUAUAGAAACCAAUGUAAAGCCCUCCAUUUUAGAAGCUCAGAAAAAUUACAUGGCCUUUCUGGACUCUCAGACAGCCUCAUUCAUUCGCCAUAAAAACCGCUUGCUGGUAGUUCGAGAGCUUAAGGAGCAAGCGCAACAGGUGUAUCUGGAUGAUGUGUCCCACGGUCCAGACACAGACCUCUUCUCUGAAACCAGCAGUGUGAUGAGUGGCAGUGAGAUGAGUGGCAAAUAUUCCCACAGUAAUUCCAGGAUAUCAGCGAGAUCAUCUAAGAAUCGCCGCAAAGCGGAACGGAAGAAGCACAGCCUCAAAGAAGGGAGUCCCCUGGAGGACCUGGCCCUUCUGGAGGCCCUCAGUGAAGUGGUCCAGAGCACUGAAAGGAUGAAAGAUGAAGUACACAGUAUUUUAAAAGUACUCUUUCUCUUUGAGUUUGAUGAACAAGGAAAGGAAUUGCAGAAGGCUUUUGAGAAUUCCCUACAGUUGAUAGAAAGAGCAUAUCCAGAAAUUUGGACCCUCACCUGCCAACAGAGUUCAGCCACACCUGUUCUAGGUCCCAAUUCUACUGCAAAUAGUAUCACGGCCUCUUAUCAGCAGCAGAAGAUGGCAGCUCCACUUCUUGAUGCUGAGAUGUUUAUACCUCCAAAGAUCGACAGAAGAAGCCAGUGGAAACUGAGCCUGCUAGAGUGACUGACCUACUGAGAUGUUUCCAGACAGAAGAUCAUCAUUAUUCCUAGUUGCCACUCUAGCUCUUACUUCUUGAGGCUUGGCAGUGAGAACUGGGAAGUAUCAUGGCCUGCCUUAGCAUUGUCCCCAGCUCCUGUGAACACCAGACCUUGCAGACACCAAACAGUUGGGUUAUUAUUUUGUUUUGGGGUAUAGAUCAUAAUCCCCAGCAGAACCUAAGUUUUUGCAGUCAUAGGUCAGUUUUUUAAAGAACUGUUGUUCUUAGUGAGGCAUAGUGGCACAUACCCAUAAUCCCAGCACUCAGGAGGCCUAAAGUGGAGGUUGCUGUAAGUUUGAGGCCAGCCUGGACUAUGUAGUGAGUUCCAGGCCAGCUUAGGCUAUAAGAUACUAUCUCAAAAAGAGAAUUGCUGUAUUUGAUGCUAAUUGAAAGCAUCAUUACUUAUGGUAAUCAUGAGAUUGAGUCUCAUUCCAAGCUACAGAUCUGAUUUCUAUUGAGACCUUGGACAACUGUACCUGUUCUUUCAUGGAAUCUACCUCAAAAAGAAAAAAAAAAAAAAAAGGCAAGUAAUGUUUCUGAGUUAUAUGUUGCUAGUAGGGAGCAUCAUAUAUCAACAAGCUGUUAAUGCUACCAGCAUUAGUCAGAUGUAACCAUUUACCUGACAUCUUUUUACCUUAAACUAAAGCAGAAUACAAAAUGUACCAUCUUGCCAGGUCAUGCGUUUCCAGUUUUAACUGGGCAGAGUCCCAUCAUUGCACUAUUAUAGGCACCAUUUUAUUGUCCCGUACGUUCUACUAGAGUCAGCAGUGGUUGAGCUGGAGCACUUGAGAGCUGCCGAACAGGGCUGGCGCUUCAUUGGGGGAGCAGUGCCUGUUGAUGGCAUGCUUAGUUGUUUUCCAUGUACUGUUUUCUUUAAUUGAAAUGUUUCCUCGUUGUCUAGGUCAUCUUAUUUAGCUUUCUGCAUGGUAUUAACUGACCUCUUUCAAUUAGUUCCCAACAGAACUUUUAGGGUUUUUUUUUUUCCUUUGGAAGAAACGUAGUUUUUGUUUUGUUUUUGCAAGUCUAGAAAUUCCCCAAUUUAUUUUGACAAGAGUUUUGUAGGUAAGCCUUUAGUAUAGUUAAUGAUUCCUCCCGUACUUUUUUUUUUUUAAUUAUUUAUUGAGAGAGCGAUUGGGCAUGCCAGGCCCUUCAGCUACUGCAGAUGAACUCCAAACACAUGCACCACCUUGUGUAUCUGGCUUAUGUGGGU
This is a messenger RNA of Jaculus jaculus (lesser Egyptian jerboa), 5411 nucleotides long. It is a transcript of the gene Elp1, whose product is annotated as elongator acetyltransferase complex subunit 1. Lineage: Eukaryota; Metazoa; Chordata; Mammalia; Rodentia; Dipodidae. Gene Ontology annotation, biological process: tRNA wobble base 5-methoxycarbonylmethyl-2-thiouridinylation. Bases 163 to 4167 code for a protein of 1334 amino acids. Gene Ontology annotation, molecular function: tRNA binding; protein binding. The record is from RefSeq and is a predicted model, not a curated record. Gene Ontology annotation, cellular component: elongator holoenzyme complex; cytosol. The transcript is spliced from 37 exons.